Messenger RNA from Hemicordylus capensis (graceful crag lizard), 819 nucleotides. RefSeq names its product homeobox protein vent1-like. The record is from RefSeq and is a predicted model, not a curated record. The transcript is spliced from 3 exons. The coding region runs from base 1 to 819 and encodes 272 amino acids. NCBI's taxonomy places the organism in Eukaryota, Metazoa, Chordata, Lepidosauria, Squamata, Cordylidae. Gene Ontology annotation, molecular function: DNA-binding transcription factor activity, RNA polymerase II-specific; DNA binding. Gene Ontology annotation, biological process: regulation of DNA-templated transcription.
AUGACGAAGGCUCCCUUCUCUGUAGAGUGGCUUUCUCAGAGCAGCCGGGCUACUAAUCCUGCUUGGAGUGGCACCGAAAUCAAGCAGGCCGCCUCUUCCACCUUCCCCGAGGGCUUCCAGCCUCUGGAGGGACGUUCCUUCUCCAACACAAAGCCCGCGCAGAGAGCUCUAGGUCAGAGCGACGUUUCCCGAGGCCAGGAACAUCGCCCUUCUCUCCAGAAGCACGUUGAGUCCUCCUCGACAGUCCGGACAUCAUUAGCCGCUCCCAAACCGGCGUGGAGCACUUCAGAGUGUGGUUCGGACGGCGAAGGAAGCCUCUCAGAGCGCCAGACUUCCGAAGACGCCGGAGGCAGAAGCACGAGCACCCGCCGCUUGCGUACCGCUUUUAGCUUGGAGCAGAUCAGCACCCUGGAGAGCUCCUUUAAGAGGCAAAAGUACUUGGGCGCGGCAGAGAGGCGCAAACUGGCCAAUAAAAUGCAGCUCUCAGAAGUGCAGAUCAAGACUUGGUUCCAGAACCGGCGGAUGAAACUGAAACGGCAGCUACAGGAGAUGAGACCAGAUCCCUUCCAUGCAGCUCAAUUUUAUAGUCCCCUCCCUUUUGGACCUCAGAGUGGGCCCCUCUCCUAUGUUUACUCACCUCACCAGCAGACUUUCAGCAGGAAGGAGGCUGUUCCUUCUGGCAUUGCCUUCCCUCCAAUGCCCCCUCUCAGCCUGGAUCCCAUGAACACCUCUGGAGGACAGCUGGGUGCUCUUUGGCCAAUGCAAGUGCCUUAUUAUGUGGGAUACCAAGACCCUAGAACUGUCUUCUUGACCCUCUGA